Messenger RNA from Meloidogyne enterolobii, 2478 nucleotides. Lineage: Eukaryota; Metazoa; Nematoda; Chromadorea; Rhabditida; Meloidogynidae. The record is from the annotation of a GenBank genome assembly.
UUUUCUAGGAUGAGUAACAGUUCUCUUCAUGCUCCAUCAAUUGGUACAAGCACUUCACCGCAAUCUCGUUCUCUUGUUCGUCUUUUGAUUGGAAAUGUUUCUAAAUUUUUGCCUGAAAAAACUUCAACAGACUUCACACAUAAAUGGACGGUUUAUGUUCGUGCUGUGGGCCCUGAGCAGUUUACUGACAGAUCUUUUAUUAGAAAGGUUGUUUUUCGUCUGCAUGAAAGUUUUACAAAUCCUGAGAGAGAAAUAUCGAAUCCUCCAUUUGAAGUAUCUGAAUGCGGUUUUGGUUCAUUUGAUAUGGUUAUUACAAUUUAUUUUGCUGGACAGAAAAAAAGUUACAAAAUUAACUACUUCCUUGAACUUCUUUUAGGAAGUGAUAAUAAGAAUGAAGCCGAAUACAAAAUUGAAGUAAUUAAUCCAAGCCCCGAAUUUGCAUCUUUAGUACCAAAAUAUUGCCGUCCACAAGUGAAACAAAAAUUGCCUUCUCGGCCACCACCUGCACUUUUUCCUUCGAAUCCUGAUAAUUGUACAGUUACAAAACAACCAAAAAGUAGUACAAGUAAAGAAAUUUCAACUACAAAAUCUUCAAAGAGUAAAGAUGAAAAAAAGGAACACAAACAUCGAUCUUCUUCAAAAAAUUCUCUAAAAAUAUCAAAAAAGGAUGAGGAAGUAAAAAAUGAAGAAAAUUCUCCAAUUAAACAAUCAAAAAAGGAAGAAGGAAAAGAAUUGGAUGGAAAAGAAAAAAAUAUAAUAAUUGAAGGAAGUAACAAAAAGAAGAAGACUACUCCAGUAACUGCCCCCAAAAAGAGAAUACAAGCAAGUACUGAUUGCGAGUCUGAUUCUGCUAUACGUGAUCUUUUUGAAGCGAAUUUGCCAUCAACUAGCAAAGAUUCUUCCCAAAAGGAGGAAAAAACUAAAGAAAUUAUAGAAAAGAAUAUAGUUAAAACAUCCAAGGAUGGAGUUAUUUCAAACUCAUCUGAAGAUAAAAAAGAAAAAAAUAAAAAGGAUAAAGUUAAAAAAGAUAAAGAAGGAAAGAAGGAAGAAAAACAAAAUAGCAAAAAGAAGGAAAAUGAAAAUAAAUUAAUUGUUGAAAAUGAGACAGAAAGGCAUAUUAAUUCACCAAAGAAAAUUUUGACAGAAAAAACGAAAGGAAAUGGAGAAGAGGUGAAAAAAUUCAAAAUUGAGGAGACAAUUUUAUCUAAAAAAGAUAAAGAAGAGAAAAAGUCUUCAAAAGAUGAAAAGAAAAAUGAGAAAAUUAAAAUAAAAAUUUCUGAAAUUGAUGGGAAAAUAAAUGAAAAAAUAAACAUCAAAAUAAACAUCAAUAAACAACAAUCCAAUAAUGAAAAGGAUAAAAAACAAAAAAAUAAUAAUUUUGAAGUGGCUAAUGAAAAGGGAGAAGAAUUAUUGAAGGAAAAGAAGGAAGAAAUAAAUAAAGAAAAGGAACUGAAGAGAAAGAAGAAGGAGGAAUUGAAGAAGGAUAAGGAAGAGAACUCAGAAAAACGAAUUAAAACAGAAAAGAAGAAAAAAGACAAAGAAAAUGAUAAAAAGAAAGAAGAAAAAUUAGAUGAUGUUAAUCCUUUCAAAAUUAAUAAAAUAUCUGAGAAGAAAACAAAUACUGAAAAUUUUAUAAAAAAACAAAAUGAUGAAAUUGGAGGAAUUGAAGAAAUUAAAAAAUCUGAAAGUGAAAAGCCGAACUCUAGCAAAGAUAAAUUAACUAUAGAAGAACCUAAAAGGCAUAUAUUAUCUCCAAAAUUGUUAAAAAUUAAACAAACUGCUAAACAAACACCUCCUACAGCAUUUGAGAAAAUACAAGAAAGAGCUAUUUCGCCUAGUAUUUCCUCAUCAUUGGAAGUUAAAAAAAGAAAAAGUGAUAACCCUGUUGAGGACUCCACAAAAAUAGAAAAGAAGAAAGUUAUUGAAAAUAAAAGGAAAUAUCUCUCAUCAUCUUCUUCAAGUUCUCCAAUUAGGCCUCCAAAAAUGCCAAAAGAUGGAAAUAUUAAAAUAAAUGAACCAACAAAAAUUAAAUCUUUUGAACAAAUAAAAAGAGAAAUUAGAAAAGAAAAAACACCUUCCCCUAUAACUUCUACUUCUGUUGUUGAAGAAACGCCUGUCAAAAUUGAAAGUCAAGAGAAUGAUGAAGAUAAUAUGUUUCCUGUUUCUUCCUCUCAACAAACUGAUGUCGUUAAUAAAAUUGAGGAAUUCAAUGAAGAUAAUUUCGUCCCCAUUAAUCGAAUUGAUAUUUUACGUCGAAAACUUGAUUCACUACAAGAACAAAAUGCUUUUGGAGAUGAAAAUAUUGAAGGAGGAGAGGUAGAGGAAUUGCUUUUUAAAUGUUGUGAAUUAUUAUUAGAACAAAAAACUGAGGGAAUUUUAUUAAAUAUUGAAGAAAAAAAUGUUAGUUUUGAUUUUGAGAAGAUUCCAGAAACAACUUUAAAUGAUUUGGAAAAUUUAUUGGUUGGGGUAGCUGUUUAG